Molecule: messenger RNA, 582 nt
Organism: Pistacia vera
Lineage: Eukaryota; Viridiplantae; Streptophyta; Magnoliopsida; Sapindales; Anacardiaceae
Exons: 3
Coding region: 1-582 (193 amino acids)
Source: RefSeq, a predicted model, not a curated record
AUGGAAAAAGAUGAUGAGACUCAGACUGCGAGAAAGAUCAAGCAACUACGUACAGAUAAUGGUGGGGAGUAUCGUAGUGAUCCGUUUUUGAAAGUUUGCCAAGAUGAAGGAAUAGUACGUUGGGCAAAGAGUUUUGGGCUGAAGCAGUUAUAUAUGCGUGUCAUUCAUAAUCGUCUACCAUCAACUGCAAUGAAGGCAAGACGCCGAUUGAGGUGGAGCAUACUCAGCAGCGGUGGAGUUGAAACAACAUCAGUUAGCCCAGUUGGAAAUGAGACUCCUAUGGUAGAGGAGUUCAUUGGAGAUGAAGAAAAAGAUUAUUCCAAGAACCUCAACAAGAAUCAUGCUGUUAAUAGGCCAAGACAAGAAAUUCGCAAGCCUGCUCGUUUUGCUGAUACGGUGGCCUAUGCACUCCCAAUUGAAGAUGGUGAAGUUCCUUCCACUUAUAAUGAAGUAGCUAGCAGUUCCAAAAAUGGUAAGUGGAGGAAAGCCCUGAAAGAAGAGAUGCAGUCUCUCCAUAAGAAUGAAACUUGGGAGGUUGUUCAUACAAAGAAUAAGAAGGCAAUUGGAUGCAAAUGGGUAUAG